This is a messenger RNA of Argiope bruennichi, 1029 nucleotides long. RefSeq lists its product as uncharacterized. Lineage: Eukaryota; Metazoa; Arthropoda; Arachnida; Araneae; Araneidae. The record is from RefSeq and is a predicted model, not a curated record. Gene Ontology annotation, biological process: intracellular signal transduction. Bases 1 to 1029 code for a protein of 342 amino acids. The transcript has 3 exons.
AUGAUUUCAGAUGAAGAAAAAUGCUUUGGAGACGUUUUAGAAAAAAACUACUCCCCAGAAACCUCUGAUGAGGAGAAGAUUUUAAUUCGUGCAAUGAUAUGUCGUUUGAAGCGGAUACUCAAUUGGGAUCUAAUAGAAGAUGAGGGCUUGUUCAACAAAGAGAGGGGCUCUGAAAUUAUUAGGGAUUUAAUGGUUCAUUUCAAUCGCUGGAAAUCUCUCAUUGGCACAUCAAAUAAUUUGGCGGAUUUUGUUGGUUUGCAGCAUUUAGUUAUUUAUACAAUGGCCAAGCUUUGCUUUUAUUAUUGGAUACGAGAUUCAGAAAUAGUCGGGGAAAUUUUAAGGCAAGUUUAUAUCUGUGAUGGUCACUUUUCAUCUAUGUUUGCUCAUAUAAUGAACCACAACGAAAGACGAUCAAUGUGGCCAGCACCAAAUCAAGAAACCAGACAGAAAGAAUAUCUCACCAUGGUGUAUUUUUUGACUCAUGCCCACAGUGCAAAACUGGAAUUUUCUGGCGUGCGCUUUGUGGAUUUGAGACUUAGAGUACCUUUACGAGUUCCACCUGUAUUUUUGGCGGCCAUCUACAACAAGCCUCAGAUGUUAUUGCUUCUGUUGCGCCACGGAGCUAUUGUAGAUCGGAGGCAUACAGGUGGAAGAUCAGAUGACUGGGAUCUCAACAUGUUGCUACGUCAUCUCAUAAGGAUAUUAUGGGCUUCUCUUGGAUCAGAAACCGAGGAUUCAUCGUGGGAUACAACUAUUAUUCCAAUGGGAGAGCUGGAGUUUUCGCUGAUGAACUUUGAUUCAGGUGGCCUUAUGACCACAAGUAACAGUCAUGACUUCAUCCGCUCCGUUUCAGAGCGAGGAAUUGCACCAAGAUUGAUGAAUCGGUAUCUCGAACCAUCCGAUUUACGACAUCUGUGCCGCUUUACCAUACGUGAUUCUCUGAAUGUGAAUUGGAAUUUGCCUUUUGGUGUAUUCAGCUUACCACUCCCGAAAGUUCUCCAAAAAUACGUUAACUUAUCAGAAGAUUGA